UUAGUUGGUGGCAAUUGAUUAAGUUGUGCAUUGAUGAAGUCUCGUGAUAUUCUCGUUACCAAGCUGACAAAUUCAUUGUUAUAUAAUUAUCAUUGAUGAAUGAUUCGGUUCGAUAAGAUUUAUUAUUUAUUUGAUAACUGUGAUUAUAAAACGCAAAUUCUGAAAAGCAACAUCAGUUCAGGUGUGUUGUGGCUACAGUAAGACAAGAAAGGGAUCAAUAACGCGGGGUUAUUUCUUAACUGAGAUUGAUUGUCUCUGGUCAUGUGACAAUUUUUUAAUGCUGUUCUAUAAAUUGAAUUUUUGUGUUGUUUUAGAUCUUGCUGUGCUGGAAUUGGUAUCUGAAUUUAGAUGAUAGUGAUAUGGAUUAAAAAGAUUACGAACUAUGUUUAGUACAUAUUAACUGUAUUAUGACUAUUGGAUAUUUGUUUGGUACUUAGACAAUGCAGAAUGAAUGUCUACUCCUGUUACUUAGCUCAGAUAUUAUUAUUUUUAUUCUAUGACGCUGUUGAUGCUAUAGACUGCUAUGUGUGCACAUCGCUAGAUAAAAAUAACCCACUAUGCAUGGACGGAUUUAAAAAGAAUCUAGCAACAUCGAUAUAUAUAUCUCGAAAAUGUGACUUCGAUUUUUUCAAGGCUACACAUUGUAUAAAGCUCAAAGGAGUGAGAGAGGAUGGAACAGAAAUCUUAGUUCGGCAGUGUGGUGACAAUGAUUGGGGCAGCCAUUGUGGUGACAUCAUGUAUACAAACGGCGACUCGGGUACAGAGCGAAUUAAUGGAUGUCUAGAAACAUGUGAUCAUGAUGGAUGCAAUACUGCAAACCGAUUGUUUACAUUUCAAACAUGUAUAUUCACUUUACUUCCUUCAUUAAUGUUUGGUAUUUUUCGGUUGUGAUAUUAAUUGGUGCAUUUCAAACAACAGAGUAGAAUCUUGUCACAAGUAGACAUAUGUUUCAGGUUAACGUUUUGAAGAUAUUCAAAGGAUUGAACUCAGUAUUAUAAAAAUGGACUAUAGUAUUUGUAACAUUUCCUUAACAAGGAAAUUGUGAGCAUACAUACUACCAUUUAAAAGUAGAAUGAAGGUUGAUAACACAAACAAGACAACGAAACAUCGAAGAGACGUCAAAAGGCAGAAACAGAAUGAGAAAUUUACUUUUUUAUCUUCCGAAAUUUUCAAAUGUAUCAUAUUUAUAAUCUAUGCAUUUUAGUGUUGUGUACUUUCAUUGCCACCAAGUUGUCGUCCUUGUAAUUUGUAAUUAUUUACUCAUUUCACUGAAGGAGAUUGUAAGCUGAAUAAUGCCUGAUUAACGAAUAGCUUUAAAACGAGAGUUUACUGUAUCUUAUCACCGGCCACUAGCUUAGAGCAGAGGAUGUGACGUAGGUUUAAUAUCCCCAUUACUUUCCCUUUGCUUAGAGAGGCAGAUGUGAUGUAAGUUCAAUAGCUGUAUUACUCUCCAUCAGCUUAUAAAAGCAGGAGUUUAGUGAAUUUUCUUCUGUUCGUUCAUAUGUCCGUCCGCACUUAAAAUUUGCAAAUCCUCCUAUAACAGUUCCAUGAUUUGACAGAACAAUAAAAUAUUUUUAAGACCUAACGAAACCGUGUUCCUCCUAUAUCGAUUUGUAAAUAUAAAUGAUUUUUUGGCUUCCAAUAGCAAAACAUAGACCUUGCCUGAUUCACUGAAGGGCGUCGGUAUGGUUGUUCAAACCAAGACACUUCUACUUUAAACUUUGUCUGGAUGAUUUUGGUGGUUCAUCAGAAAACAAUGACUUUGACAUUUUAACGACAGGGGGAUAUGCAUCUGUUAUGUUGCAGGAUUCGAUUCUAAUGAAGUUUUCCAAAUUUUUCUCUACGAAAUGACAUUGUGCACCCUCUAUUGCCACACAAAAACACUUCCCAUCGGAAGACACGAACUUAACCUUAUAGACACAAGAGGGCAGUGGCAUGCAUUUGUGAGUCUUGUUACAAUUAUUGAUUAUCACAAAUUAUAAUUCGCUUUAAUAAGUUUGUGGAAAGAUUUUUUAUGAAUCGUCAGAAAUAUGGUUUGUCAUUGGCAAAUGAAUUACUUAUGCUCAACGCUGCAAUAUUUUUAUAAAUUAAUAAAUACGAGUGAUUACAUUUGAGCCAGAAUACACUGGUCACUUUUUUUAUAGGUGUUCACACAAUUUUCCGAUGUCAAAGCUUAUGUUAAGACGAUCUACCUUUGCAUUCUGUUAGAUGUAAAUAUGUUCAACAGGAUGCUGCACUACCUCGUCAGUGAUUGUCUUAUGCCAUAUCUUGUUGUUUUUUGCUAUUGGAGAAUGUGUGAUGAUUGCGGAGAUUUAAUUGGUUCUGUUAAAUUUAUUCACUUUUUUUACUGAGACGAUGAUGAGAUUGACAUUUUGUACGGACACGUUUCGUUGUUUGAGAUUGUGUGUUACUCUCUGGGUGACGUUUGUUUGCUGUCUCGUUAACGUCUACCCCGUCUACUUUUAUUUAUUGUAUAACAUGUAAUUACUUAAUCCUACUCUUUCGAUAUUAGGACGACUAUUUGAGGUCUUUUUAAUGAAAAAGCAAUGUAUUGGUAAAGAUUUGCACAUUCCAAGAAGCAUAUAAUUGCUGUUUGUUUCCUUUUACAGUUAAAUUCUUUGAGUCCUAUU
Molecule: messenger RNA, 2630 nt
Organism: Mytilus californianus (California mussel)
Lineage: Eukaryota; Metazoa; Mollusca; Bivalvia; Mytilida; Mytilidae
Exons: 3
Coding region: 448-891 (147 amino acids)
Biological process (GO): regulation of synaptic transmission, cholinergic; sleep; positive regulation of voltage-gated potassium channel activity
Source: RefSeq, a predicted model, not a curated record